CACCAUCCUCCUCCGAAUAUAUCACUUGUAAAUGACAUCUCUCCAGCCUCGAGCUUUCAUCCUGCCAUCCUACAGUAUUGCACCACCCCAUCUCGCCGUGCCUCCUUUCUAUUCUACCGACUACACCUCACGUCGCCCACGCGAGCCUGUUCCUCCGAGCCUUCACUCCAGGCUCACCUUGACCCACUUCCACCACCCAUGACAAUGACAAUAUACGCGACAUGAUCAUCCUUUGACCGAAUUAUGCAUUUCACACCUCAUUCUCGGUCAUGUCAACCUUUCCAGAAGAACGUGUCCUGAAAAUCCAAGAUCCUGUCCCCGAGGAUGUCAAUGAUUGGCCAGACUUCACUUUACGCGAUGCAAAAGUCUUUCCUCAGGGCAAGAGUCGGUAUGCAGAUCUCCUCGAGGCAUCUGUCGACUUCCCACUGUGUGUGAUUGGAGAGCUUGAACCAGUAGACGACGAUCAAGAACACUUGGUUUUGGUGGACAAUCCUCUCCACGUCCGAGUCAAGAUUGAAAAUGUCACCCGACGAGCCUUUGGCCAAGAUGACGAUGGCACACCCAUCAUAUGGGCCGCCGGAAAAGCAGGAUGGUAUGAAAUCAUUCCUUCCGAUCGAUACCUCUCCCAUUACAACGACUCAGUCGAAGCCAUCGACCUUUUCUACUUUAUGGUCGACCAACACAAACGUUUGUCGAGAAAAAGACAGCGUCUCGGAUUCAUGAUAGACCCUUUCUUGACCCGGUAUCAAAAGCACACGGAUUAUCGAAUUGAUGGCGAUGACGAGGCCAUGGAAACAAUACAUAAACAUCAUAAAUUCCUCCUUCAGCAGAUGCUGGCUGAAAGAGAAGGGAUCGACUGGUCUCAGACUCAUUUAUGGAAGCAUUUAGCAGAAACAUAUGCGGACGAGUUGGAUUCGUUAAAGGCCAGCCUGACGCCAUCCCCGAUCAUCGACUCUUCAGAAUCAGACACCUCGGACUCGACAGAAGAGACUUCAGAAUCAGAACGAGACGAAUCAGACCAGAAAUCCGCCAUUCCUGAUGACCAGAGUGCUGCAGAUAGUACCGAAGCAUCAAAUACCUCGAAACAAUCAGAUUCUGCCUCGUCAUCAACAUCGGAGGGGACUUCGGACAGUGAAUCCGAAGUAGAGCCGGAGCCAGUCGACUGGACCAAACCAAUUUGGGACAUGCUAAACAUCCUGCGCAAAUCCGCCAAAUUCGACAUGCGAGAAUGUGGUGUAGAACAAGCAGCCAUGGAAUUACACAAACUCCCUAUAUUUACCGGUUCGCACAAGGACGCCAUCGCCGCAUUUGAACGGUCGGCAGAACCAUUACUCAGACUAAUGAACGAAGCCAAGUUGAAGAAAAAAUUCAACUGGUCAUCUCGAAGGAUAUACGACGAAUUGGAAGCCACUCUAGCCGACGAAGUCGCCAAAGAUAUCAUGAGAACACCCGCUGGGAAGAACAACAAACAACAGCAAAAACAUCGCAUGAAAUCAGUGCUCCGACCCAGUGGCGCUCACAAGGCACAUAAGAGAGCCCGCGGCGCACCAGACUCGUUGGACGAAGAUGAAGACAUGAGUGAUGUGCCUGUCUCGUCUGCCCUUGCGCGACGUCAGGGAUUGCAACCUCCUAGUAAACUACGGGAAUCAGAGAACGAUUCCGUAGGCAGUCGAGAAGACAGUCCGAGUCGGCAACUGAAUGGUUUGCUGGGCAUGGAUGGACUGCCUAGCUUGUCGGCCGGUCCUGAAGCUCAGGAGAUGAUUGAUUUGGUGUCUCAAGAGGCCAAACGUGUCGGGAGACAACAUCAAACUUCUCAUCUUCAAGCGUUUCUCGGGCAGUGGGUGGUGUGAUACGCACUCUCACAUCUGGCUAAUAAAAGGACCUCCAGUGUCUUGUUUGGAACUUUCGAGAACUAUGUCUGAAUGAUGGUGGUGGUGGGGGAGGCGAAUUGAUGACUUGGACAUGAGUCUGGUUCUGCCUUGCCUUGCCUUGCCUUGCAUGGCGUGUGCGUCUGGUUGUGUGUGAUACCCCUUGGUUGGAUUGGAUUGGAGUGGAUAGGAUUGGACUGUGAUUAACUUUUUUUGAUUGUUUUUGCAUUAGCCUUCUUCAAAAGCAAUGCUUUGACCCAAUAAUGUGUAUAGCGGCAUUGUUCAGAUGGCUGGCUGGCUGUUGGAAUCGAUUCUUCAAUUCCUCUAUUCCUUU
Exophiala mesophila is the source of this 2202-nucleotide messenger RNA. RefSeq lists its product as uncharacterized. The record is from RefSeq and is a predicted model, not a curated record. Bases 270 to 1850 code for a protein of 526 amino acids. NCBI's taxonomy places the organism in Eukaryota, Fungi, Ascomycota, Eurotiomycetes, Chaetothyriales, Herpotrichiellaceae. The transcript is spliced from 2 exons.